AUGUCUUCCAAGGCGAACAAAAGAUCCAAACUCGCCGAACUUCGCGCCCUGAGGCAGGCGGGCAAGAAGACAUUCGACACAUACGAAGUAGAGCAAGAGGGCUCCCUUUACGAGGAGGUGGACGAGGACAGCUACAAGAAGAUUGUCCGGGAACGUCUCAACCAGGACGAUUUCGUCGUCGACGACAAUGGCGAAGGAUAUGCAGACGACGGCCGUGAGGACUGGGAUCGUGUGCCUGUAUACUACGAGUCAGACAGCGAAGAUGGCGGCGCACCAGCACAAAAAAAGACCAGCAAAGCAGCAAAACGCGCCCGUGACGAAGAGCAGGCAAAACGGGAUGCCAAUGACCGCGACAUCUCAGAGUACUUCUCCAAGGGAGCAAGCAAGACCCAGCCCAAACAAAAGGCCAUCAAAACCGAAGAUGACGAUAGGUUUCUUGCAGACCUUCUCGGUGAAGUCGACUCAAAUGUCAGGGUCCCGGCAUACCGUGCCCCCAAGAAAACGGACAAGACUGUUGAGCGCCGGAAAGCCCGCGCUCUGUCUCCAGGCCCCGACACAAGAUUACCCCUCCACAAGAAAGUCAAGAUAGUGGACGACCGCCCAGCACCACAGUCGCCACAUGCAGAAGAAGAGGAUAACUUUAUGCCUAUGGACGACGAGCCACUUCAAUUACCAGCUGGAGAUGUUCCUAUGAGCGAUCCCGCCCCAUCGUCUCCCGCGGCCAAGGUCGCAGAGCGAAAGGCUCAAGCCGAUAAGAGAGCCCCUGAAGAUGCAGAUGAGGACGAAGAUAUGAUGGAGGUCUCGCAUGCUGGCGCCAUCAAGGCAUCAAGCGUCAACCUAGCAGCCUCACGGCCGAUCAAGAAGAGUAUCAAGCCUGAGCCGAUCCCAGCACCGAUUAGGUCAUCGCCCGUCAAAGCUGAAGUCUCGGACGACGUCGACGCCUCUUCGUGGAAUUCAAUAACACAGGGGCUCAACGUCGUCAGUUCCCAGACAGAGACACGAACCGUCGGCAAGAUGGACUAUAAGAAUGCCGUGGAAGCUGACGGUAGCCUAAGAUUCUUCUGGACCGAUUAUACCGAGGUCAACGGCAGCCUGUGCCUAUUCGGCAAGGUGUUGGACAAGAAGGCAAAGGCAUAUGUCAGCUGCUUUAUCAAAGUCGACAACAUCCUGAGGAAACUUUACUUUCUCCCACGCGAGAACAGGCAGCGGGAUGGGGAGGAGUGUCCAGAUGAGCCCGUGCAAAUGAUGGACGUCUAUUCCGAGGUUGAUGAUAUCAUGACCAAGAUGAAGGUCGACAUGCACAAGAUCAAGGCGUGUACCCGCAAGUAUGCCUUUGAGCUGCCAGACGUGCCCAAGGAAGGGAAAUAUCUCAAGCUGCUUUACCCUUACACAAAGCCGCAGCUAGACCCCGACAGGUCGGGAGAAACCUUCUCACGCGUCUUUGGCACCAACACGGGACUUUUUGAGCAGUUUGUCCUUCUCAAGAAUAUCAUGGGCCCUUGCUGGCUCAAAAUCGGCGACGCCGACUUUGGAGCCAUCCGAAACGCCUCGCAUUGCCGUCUCGAAGUCUUGGUUGAGCAUCCCAACCAAAUCUCUGUGAUGAGCGAGACCGCCGACUUGCCUGAUACACCGCCCCUUACCAUCAUGAGCCUGGCACUCCGGACAACAUUCAAUGCGAAGGACAACAAACAGGAGAUCCUGGCCAUUAGUGCUCGAGUCUACGAAAAUGUGUCUCUAGACGAAACAACACCCGCAGAGAAACUGCCUUGUCGGACAUUUACUCUAAUCAGGCCGAACGGUGCGGCUUUCCCCAUUGGAUUUGAGGCACUGGCCAAGGACAAACGAAGAAUCAAGGGCCUGGUCAAAACAUUGAAACAAGAGUCCGAGAUGCUUUCUUUUUUCCUGGCACAGGUGGACGUAGCCGAUCCGGACGUUAUCGUUGGCCACCAGCUCGAAGGUGUAGACUACAGCGUUUUGCUGAAUAGACUACACGAGAGGAAGAUUCACCAGUGGUCGCGGCUUGGUCGACUGCGUCGUUCAGAGUGGCCUUCAUCAAUGGGGAAAAUGGGUGGUAAUGUCUUCGCUGAACGUCAAAUAAUGUCGGGCCGUCUGCUCUGCGAUCUCGCCAACGAUGCCGGAAAGUCUGUCAUGACCAAGUGUCAAUCUUGGAGUCUGACCGAGAUGUGCAACUUGUACCUCGGAGGUGGCGGAGCAAACACCACUCCGCGAAGGCGUGACGUUGACAAUGAGGCCGCUCUCAAAACUUGGGCUGGCACCAAGGACGGACUCAUGGACUACCUGACCCAUAUUGAGGCGGACACCUAUUUCAUUGCGGCCCUGGCACUGCGAACCCAAGUCUUGCCACUCACAAAGGUCCUCACCAACCUGGCAGGUAACUCAUGGGCAAGGACGCUCACUGGUACCCGUGCCGAGCGUAACGAGUACAUUUUGCUGCACGAGUUCCAUCGCAACAAGUACAUAUGCCCUGACAAGAGAGCCUUCAAGGGCAGGCAACGGGCUGGCGAGGAAGACGAGGAGGGACAAGCAGGUGAGGCAGGAAAGAAGAAGGACAAGUACAAGGGUGGAUUGGUCUUUGAGCCCGAGAAGGGUCUGUACGACAAGUUUGUGCUUGUCAUGGACUUUAACUCGCUGUAUCCCUCCAUUAUCCAGGAGUACAACAUCUGUUUUACGACUGUCGACAGGCAAUCGCGGAUUGACGAUGAGGAAGAUACCGUCCCCGAGGUACCGCCAGCAGAGCUUGACCAAGGAAUCCUCCCAAGGCUGAUUGCCACCCUUGUCAGCCGGCGUAGGCAAGUCAAGAGUCUCAUGAAGGACAAGUCAGCUACUCCUGAACAGCUUGCCACGUGGGACAUCAAGCAACUGGCUUUGAAGCUUACGGCCAACUCCAUGUAUGGAUGUUUGGGCUACACCAAGUCACGCUUCUAUGCGAGACCAUUGGCCAUUCUCACGACCUACAAGGGCCGUGAGAUUUUGAGGAGUACCAAGGAACUGGCAGAGAGCAACUCGCUCCAGGUCAUCUACGGUGAUACAGACUCGGUCAUGAUCAAUGCCAACGUCGACAACGUUGCCGCAGCUUUCCGUGUCGGCCAGGACUUCAAGCGGGCCGUCAACGAGCGGUAUCGUCUACUGGAGAUCGACAUCGACAACGUCUUCCGCCGGAUUCUGCUGCAGGCCAAGAAGAAGUACGCAGCCAUCAACAUGGUUGAGGUGGAUGGCAAGUUUGUAGAAAAGAUGGAGGUCAAGGGUCUGGACAUGCGUCGACGUGAGUACUGCGCACUCUCCAAAGAGAUCUCGGCCCGCAUUCUCGAUGAGAUUCUGUCUGGCGAUGAAACAGAAACAUCGGUCGCCCGCAUUCAUGAGUACCUUCGUGAUAUUGCCGCCAAGAUGCGUGCCCAAGAGAUUCCUCCCCAGAAGUACAUCAUCCUCACCCAGCUGGGAAAGGCCCCCAAGGAGUAUCCCAACGGCGACUCGAUGCCACAGGUCCAGGUUGCGCUACGGGAACUUGCUCGGGGCAAGACGAUCCGCAAAGGAGACGUCAUAUCCUACAUCAUCACAACUGGUUCAGAGCCAGCGGCCACCCGUGCCUACACCCCACCAGACGUGCUCAAACCGGACUCGGGCCUGUCACCCGAUGUCGACUGGUACAUGGCGAAACAGAUCUUCCCGCCCGUAGAGCGUCUCUGUGCCAACAUUAUCGGUACAUCAACAGCCCAGCUCGCGGAAAACCUUGGGCUUGAUGCCCGUCGGUACGCCUCGGUCAGCGGACAGAACAAGGGCUUCGUGAAUGGCGACGCCGACGCUGGGCUGGAGAUCCACCCUCUCGAGUCUCAAAUGCCUGACGACAUCCGCUUCCGGAACUGCUCUCGUCUAGAGUUGCGUUGCCGUACCUGCAAAGCCACGUCGGUCUUUGAGGGCCUUCAAGCUGCCGUGGGUGAAGAGAAGCAGAGCUGUGUCACGCCGUCUGGCGUCGCGUGCGGCUCGUGCGGCGCAACCAUUCCCCCGAUCUCGGUCGUCGCACAAGUGGAGCGUGCAGUCCGCCUGACAACGGCUCGCUACUACGAAGGCUGGCUGGUGUGCGAUGACACGUCUUGCGGCGCGCGCACGACGCAGAUGAGCGUCUACGGCUCGCGCUGCCUGGGGCCCAAGGGCCUGGCGCUAGACUGCAUGGGACGCAUGCGUUACGAGUUUGGCGAGCGAGACCUCUACAACCAGCUUGUGUACUUCGCGAGCCUCUUCGACGUCGAGCGGGCCCGCGCCCGGGGUGUCAAAGAUGAGGCGGCCAGGGAGCGACUGCUGGCUCUCGCCGAGCACAACCGUGUUCGUUUCGGCACCGUCAAGGCCACCGUCGAUCGUUAUCUUGACAAGUGCGGAAGGCAGUGGGUUGCCAUGGACAAUCUGUUUACAAAGUUGGGCUUUGCAGCGGCAGCGUGAGGCCGUCCGUGGGGCUUGUCAGCACUGGGAUUCAGUUCAGAGUCUGGAUAUUUCUCGUAUAAUUCGUGAUUUCUAAUCUUUGGUUUUUGUUUUUUUGUUUUCCUUUUAUUGACGUGAACAAACGAAUGUGCACAUCAGCGGCACUGGGCGCUGACGACAACGGUUAUGGAUAGACGGAUACCUCAUACGCAUAAUAUAU
Molecule: messenger RNA, 4651 nt
Organism: Pyricularia grisea
Lineage: Eukaryota; Fungi; Ascomycota; Sordariomycetes; Magnaporthales; Pyriculariaceae
Exons: 4
Coding region: 1-4452 (1483 amino acids)
Biological process (GO): DNA replication; leading strand elongation; mitotic DNA replication initiation
Cellular component (GO): alpha DNA polymerase:primase complex
Molecular function (GO): DNA-directed DNA polymerase activity; single-stranded DNA binding; DNA replication origin binding
Source: RefSeq, a predicted model, not a curated record